ACAUAAUUUCCCCGCGAGUCAUUGACAGUUGGCAGCCAUUUUUAAAGAUGGCGACGUGUGUUUACUUGCUGUUGGCGACUGUUUUGAGCUACAGCUUGGUUGGUUCGUCUAUGAUAGAAAGGAAAGCUUCAGUACAGAAGAGAAUACACGAGGCUGUCGAGGCCUGUUCACAUCUCCAGGGCCUCGACUACUAUACAUGCUGUUUUAAGAAGUUGGGAUCCAUUGACAGCAACGGCCUGUACGUGGAGGCAGUAGGAGCUGAGCUGCUCGCCGCCAAGUGCGACCGGCUAACACCUAAACAAGUCAAGGAAAUCGCUAAAGCUUGCAAUUCUGUGAAUGAGCAUCGCGUUGGCGACACCGUGCGCGCAGAACUCAUGAUCCGCUGCGUUGCCGACAAAGUGGAUGUCAAUGUUUGUGAAAUUCCAGUUCCGAGUUUAUAAGGAGAAGAAUUUAACCAUGGAGGUAGUAUAUUAUCGGCGCUCAAUUUGAUGUCAUGGUACAGUCAUCUGCAUAUAAACCAAGCCCUUUCACAGUUUGUAUGUAAGAAUACUUUUCCUCUGCAGCUGACUGUACUUGGGGCCUUUAAAACUAAGGAUAUUAAUGAUAUAUUUAAACUUUAUUGCACAAAAUAUAUACAAAAAUGUACAAAUGGCGAACUUAAUGACAAAUGGCAUUCUUUACCAGUCAAUCUAUUAAAUUGUUCGGGCAUUUUGCCGAGAUAGUGUAACAUUGUAAGAUUAUAUUAAAUUGUAAUAUUACAUUAAGGACAUUGAGAAUAAACAUUUUCACCCUUCC
Molecule: messenger RNA, 795 nt
Organism: Cydia pomonella (codling moth)
Lineage: Eukaryota; Metazoa; Arthropoda; Insecta; Lepidoptera; Tortricidae
Exons: 5
Coding region: 48-440 (130 amino acids)
Molecular function (GO): odorant binding
Source: RefSeq, a predicted model, not a curated record